AUGAAGCCUAACCAAGUCAGCCAGGUCAUUCUGUAUGGCAUCCCGAUUGUAUCUCUGGUCAUUGACGGCCAGGAGAGGUUGUGUCUCGCCCAAAUUUCCAACACCCUCUUAAAGAACUAUAGCUACAAUGAGAUCCAUAACAGACGGGUAGCACUGGGUAUCACAUGUGUGCAGUGCACCCCAGUGCAACUGGAAAUAUUGAGGAGGGCAGGAGCAAUGCCUAUCUCUUCAAGAAGAUGUGGUAUGAUCACCAAGAGGGAGGCUGAGAGACUUUGUAAAUCCUUCCUAGGAGAAAACAGGCCUCCGAAACUGCCAGAUAACUUUGCAUUCGAUGUGACUCAUGAAUGUGCUUGGGGAUGCAGAGGGAGCUUCAUCCCAGCAAGGUACAACAGCUCACGGGCGAAGUGUAUCAAAUGCACCUACUGCAACAUGUACUUCUCUCCCAAUAAGUUUAUCUUCCACUCACAUCGAACUCCAGAGGCUAAAUACACCCAGCCAGAUGCUGCCAACUUUAACUCUUGGAGAAGACACUUAAAACUGACAGAGAAGACUCCGCAAGAUGAAAUUAUGUUUGCCUGGGAGGAUGUGAAAGCCAUGUUUAAUGGGGGAAGCAGGAAAAGAGCUCUAAGUCAUGGGCAGUGCCAUUCAUUGAACUCUGUAAAGGCACCUAAUGGAGUCCUGUCACAUAUGAUUGGGCAAGAACUUAACCAGAAGAGGCCACGGUUUGAAGAGGAGGAAGAGAUCGAGUCCACCAACAUCACAAACAAGGCUCCAAGAAGUUACCCUGUCAUUCCUGUGCCCAGCAAAGGGUUUGGCAUGUUGCAAAAGUUUCAAGCUAGUACUCUUUUUCCAAGUCCCUACACCUUUCCUGCCUUUGGCUUGUGUCAGAAGAAAGAUGACAGUGACACUGUUAAUGGUCAGAAGACCAGUGCCCUAUCUGGUCUUUUCUGGCCUGGGAGAAAAGAUGCAUUCUAUCCCCCUUUUUGUAUGUUUUGGCCACCUAGAACCCCUGGUGGCCUUCCAGUUCCUACUUAUCUCCAGCCUCAGCCUAGCGCCCUUACAUCUAUCACAGAUAACCCUACUUUGAGACAAGCCUUCCUUGAGCUAGCUGACCAAAGUGAUGGCAGCAGUCUCAGCACAACUGGGGACAGUCUUUUUGAAACAGAGUGUUCCAGCUCUCCAGUAUCCAGUGACAUUAGGCCUUCCUCUGAAACCAGGACCAAUGUAUUGGACGUUCCCCCUUUCCCCAUCCGGAAACAAAGUUACCACUCAGCCUUCAGGCCAGUGGUCAAAGACACAGAUAGCAUUGCCAAACUGCAUGGCAACCUUGAGGACUUCCCUGGCGAUCGGCACAUCUCGCCUGGGACCAGCUGCAGUUACCAAAGCGACAGCUCAGACUCGGACGAAGAGCAGGAAGUGGAUGUGGAAACCAACAAGCAGCCCGGUGAGGAGGAAGAGGAGAGCCUAAGUAGCCAGUUCCUCCAAAGCAGAGGCCUGGUGGAGAGCAAUGAGAAAACGUGCAAGGACAGGUCCGCUUUCUCUGGUUCCAGGAAUGAAACCCAGGCUGAGAAACUGGAAAGCGUAGAGCAUCCUUCUUCCACUCCAAAAGACUCGAGCCCCCGUCAUACAUCACUGGAGGAGCCCUGCUACAAAGAAACACAAAAAGGCAAGGAAGAUAAUGGUAACUUACCCCCGAAGGACGAUUCCUACUCAGAUAAAAGCAAAGAAAUGCAUUUCUACAUCACAGAUUCGGACACAUCCGCUGGCGAAUUUUGGCGAGAGAUACCAACAGAAGCCAGUCAAGAGAAUGGCACAUCCCAGUCCAUGAAGAAGGAUGUCGGAAGUAUGGGAAAAGAAGAACUCCAGAAAGUUUUGUUUGAACAGAUAGAUCUAAGAAGAAGGUUGGAGCAAGAAUUCCAAGUGCUGAAAGGCAGUCCUUCUUUUCCUGUUUUCAACAACUUCCAUGAUCAGAUGAAGCGGGAGCUGGCCUACAGAGAAGAGAUGGUUCAGCAGUUACAGAUUAUCCCUUAUGCAGCCAGCUUAAUAAGGAAAGAAAAACUCGGCAGUCACCUGAGCAAAAGUUAA
Molecule: messenger RNA, 2085 nt
Organism: Staurois parvus
Lineage: Eukaryota; Metazoa; Chordata; Amphibia; Anura; Ranidae
Source: the annotation of a GenBank genome assembly